This is a messenger RNA of Leptopilina boulardi, 6188 nucleotides long. RefSeq names its product proteasome activator complex subunit 4-like. The transcript has 17 exons. The coding region runs from base 209 to 5743 and encodes 1844 amino acids. Gene Ontology annotation, cellular component: cytosol; nucleus. Gene Ontology annotation, molecular function: peptidase activator activity; proteasome binding. Gene Ontology annotation, biological process: proteasomal ubiquitin-independent protein catabolic process. The record is from RefSeq and is a predicted model, not a curated record. Lineage: Eukaryota; Metazoa; Arthropoda; Insecta; Hymenoptera; Figitidae.
GUCAGAAUAAAUUAGUAAUAUUUAAAAAAAAUUAAAAAAAAAAACACUCUCCAUUCAGGUUUUGUAUUACAUUAUUAAUUAUUACAUAUAGUUACGUGAUUAAAAAAACAUGACUCGCUAAAAAUGAACAUUUCAAUUUUGCUUGGUUGUGUAUAGUGAAUUAACAAAUUUUCAAAAUUAUGCCACGUUAUUGGAUGAAUUUGGCACAAUGAAGGAUAUUUUGGAUAAUAUUUCGGAGACAAAUAUAGAUUAUUUUAAUAAUGACGAGACAACAUUUAAAAGAAAGAAACCUUAUAAUAAAUUAUUGUCAUACGCCGACGAUAUUGAUGACGAGGCUCAAAAAAAAUUUACAACAAUCAAGACAAAUCUUGGACGUGCUGUUAUGCUUAGAGAAAUUUAUCCAGGAUGUCUUGAAGCAACAUACAAUUUAUAUGUAUAUAUAAAUAUGUAUGGAAAGGAUUUUAGUAAAGAGGAUCAUAUUUUACUAAUAAAAUUAUAUUACGAAUUGGCAACAAUUCCAGAUUUAGAGCCUCAAGCUGUUAAAUCAUUUUUGCGAAUUUUGCAUCUAUUAUUAAAAAAAAUUGAAUUAAUUCCACAAGAUGAAUUGGAACUUGAUUGGCGUCCUCUUUACGAUCUAUGGGAGAGAACAAUGGAAAAUCGAUUUGCACGUUACGGAAUGUAUCGACAAAGUCGUAAUAUGAAUGCAAUAAUGGAAAAUGCAAUUCAUGUGAUGAAAAACUAUUUUCCCUUAAAUGCAACGAGGGAAAUUCUCGAUGAAUUAAGACCAAAAUUAUAUGUGUUCGAUGGUAAAGUUAUAAAUACAACAAUUAAAAAAGCAAUGUUAUUUUUACCCGAAUUAUUACCACGACAACAUCUUGAUAAAGGACAUGAAUUAUGGUUUAUUGAAUUUAUGGAAUUUUGGGAAAAUUUUCAUGACGCUAAUAAUUGGGAAAUUGAUAUGAUGGAUUUAAUGUCAAGAAUUGGAUCAAAAAAUAUUGGCUACAUUAAUUGGGAACCAUAUUUACCAUUAAUGUUCAAUCGAAUAUUAGAGAGUUUCAAUUUACCUGUUUAUUAUAAAAAAUAUGCUCACAGCUAUAAAUAUAAAUUGGGCUCAAUGAGUAUGGCACGUUGGAUUGUCUCAACACUUGGAAAUGGCUCAAAGGCUCAAGGUUAUCUCGAUAAAUUUUUGAAAACUGUGGAGACUUUUUUGCAUCCAACCAAUAAUGGAAGUUGGGCUUUGCACUUAAUGAAAUUGGUGAAGGACAUAAGUCAAUGUUUUGUCGCGCGAUUGCAUCAAGAACGAUUUAAGAAAAAAUCAUGGAUUCCUGAAACGCCAGAUUCACAUAAAUUGACCGAUGGGGAAAUUGAUGAUUUUGUAAAAAGUAUUUUGCCAUUGGCAUUAAAUUCAAUGUUCAGUAAAUGCAUUUUUGUCGGUAUGAAUGCAUGUUUUACAUUGAAAAAUUUGGCAACUGUUCGUCCUAUUUCAGUGAUUCCAAUACUUAUGACAAAAUUUGGCGAGACUUAUGAUUCAUUAACUGAACCAAAUAGAUUUACGAGUUUAAUUUUUGGAUUAAAUGCAGUGUCACGACAAAUGAGUCAAGGAUCAAGAAAUGUUAAUACAGAUUACGCAUUCGCCGAUGGACCUUCACAAAUAAUACAACUUUUAUUUGUCGUUUUACCUGGAAUUGAUCGCAAUGAUACAUUUAAAUGUUUAAAGGUAAUGGAUUUUAUUGGAAUUAUUGCCACGCAUUGUCCAUUUAUUGAUUCAUCAAAUACACAAGCAAAAUUAAAUGAUGAGGAUCGAUUAAUUGCCGAAGUCACAUCGAAAUUUGAAGAUUUCACAUUACAAUUACUCGAUAGUAUUUUUACUUUAGUGGAAUUGGGUUCUGUCGAUUCUGUUAGACAGGAUAACGAUACAGCUGUAAUAAACGAAGAAUUAGCCGUUGAAGCAUCAACAUGCUAUUUAUUUUUUUCAAUAUUUUGUCAAUGUAGUGACAAUUUAUUUGAAAUGGCAUGUUAUAAAGUACGUGAUUUUGUUAUAAAUAAAACACACGAUUCAAAAAGUGCAGGACGAUUAAUAUUUCAUUUAUGUAAAAUGUUAGUCAAAGCAAAUUCACAAAUUGCCUUACCAAUAUUUUUAUCAACAUUCACACAAACAAUUAUUAAUUUAAUUGAUGAAAUUGAUGAUAUUAGCGAGGAAUAUUUAGAUAAUCGUUUAUUAUCAAUGUUAUUGGUACUUGGCGGUAUUGUAAGUGCGCCUGGUAUUUAUUUAUUACCAUAUAUUGAUAAUUUAACAACAAUAUUGGAUAAAUGUCGUUCAAUGAAAUCGCGUGAUGGUUUAAAAUUUAUUUGGUCAAUUUUAAGAAAUUGUUUUAAUUCAUUGACAAAUUUAUCAAUAAAACGCGUUGUGAGAAUUGAUCGCGAUUAUAAAAAUUCAGAAUGUUGUGAAAUUUUUGAUUGGGGUCAAGCAAUAGCAAUGAAAAAUAUGCAUGCCAAAUGGUAUGUACCAAGUGAAAAGGAAAUUUCCGUUGCACAGCAACUUUUUAAUAAAUAUAUGAUGCCUGAAAUACAAAUUGUUGAGGAUUUUAUCGCUGAUCCAAAAUCGGUGGAGAGACAAAUUUUACACAAUAAAUUGCAAACAAUUCAUGAAAUUAUAAAAGGAUGUGAAAUUUUACUUCCCGUUUGGAAUGAAUCGCCAUUAAUUUUAGUAUCGUCAGUGAAUGGAUUGACGGAGCUUAAAACAAAAAUUGGAAUUAAUGGAGAAAUAACAAUGCCCGAUGGUAGUAAUGUGAGGCUUUAUUUUGUAAAACUUCUCACACGCUUUCAGAAAGUUAUAUUAAAAUCCGCUGAAGAUGAUACAAAAACAAUUGGCACUCUCGUUUGGUUGUGGCAGUGCGUUCUUUUGGGACCAAUAAGAUCGUACAAUCAAUGUUUUAAAAAACUCUCGGCCCUUGAAAUGAAACGUAAAUUUAAUAAUGAAAAAUUAACGCACAAAGAUUGGAAUAUUGAAAUUGUUUGGGAGAGAUUACUUCUUCAACAGGAAUAUCGUGUUAUGUUACAAACAUAUAUUAUCACUGAAACUCAUAAACACAUUAUUCUUCAAUUAUUGGAAUUGGCAACGAGUCGAUAUGCAAAAAUACGAAUAACUGCACAAUCUGUUUUGGCUGAUAUUACAAAUGUUUUGCCAUCAAAUUCAGGAAUUGAUCAAAUUUUAUUGUCGUAUAUUCUUGAUAUUUUAUCAAAAGAUACAACUGAAUAUCACGAUGCUUAUAAGGGUGUCCUCUAUAUUCUCUUGAAUAAACAUCACAUAACACUUUUAAUGAAUCACGGUUGGGAAAUAUUACAUAAAUUAUGGCCAGCAAUGAUAUUAGCAAAAACAUCGGAAAAAUUGUCAGUAAUAAAUUUGGAGGAUGCACUUUUUAAUUAUUUAACAAAUCGUUUAUUUACAAAACAAAUUGAACUUGAAAUACCAUUGAAUUGUAUUGAUGCCGCUGAAAAUUUAUUUAAUUCAACAAAUUUUGAUAAUUCAAAACGACCAUCAAAAGAAGAAAUUGAAAAUGGAAGGCUAAUACUUGCAAGAAAGGGAAAAGAAAAUUUGGAAUAUUACAAUUCAUUACAGGAUAAUCUCAUUGAAAUUGUUAUUGAAAAAAAUCUUCAUUGGCGACGUCGUUUUGAAGCAAUGCAACUUAUUGUUGCUCUUGCACAUUCACAAGGGAAAUAUUCAUCAAAAAUUGUAAAAUAUUUCCUUCAAGGAAUGAUACAUGAUGCAAUUUCCGAGAGGGAAAUUGCAAUGAAAGUUAUUGUUAAUAGUUUAAUACAACAACGAUUAGAAUAUGUUAAGAUUGAUUUAAAUUUAUCGAACUUAACAAAAAUUGAAAAUAAUGAAAAAAUAACAUUUGGCGAGAGAAUGGAUAAUUCAUGGCUUCAAUAUAAUUCAAAAACACGACCAUCAAACACCAAUGAAUGGAAUGAGACACGUUACGUUGAUUUAGCACACAUUGGUUAUUAUGUGUGGCCAAAAAAAAUUGAAGUUGACGCACCAUAUAAUCAACAACCAACGCUCGAUAUUAAACAAAGAAAAUUCAAUUCAGUCGAGCAGGAGAUUUAUAAUUUUUUCAUAAAUUCACAAAAUAUUGAAAAACUCAUUAAUUAUUUGAGUCUUGAGAAAAAAAAGGGAAAAGAACAUUUUACAAAUACAAAUUAUUAUUUAUUUAGAUAUUUAUUUAAAAAUUAUGGUGAUUUAUUUUUUGCUAAUUUAUUACCACAUUUAAAAAAAUUGGUUAACGAUAAACAAGAAUGUUCACAACGUUGUGCAUCGGAAAUUAUUGCUGGUAUAAUACGCGGUACAAAACAUUGGCCAUACGAAAUGGUUAUGAAUAUUGCCAAUGAAUUAUGUCCUAUUAUUAAAAUUACAAUGAAUAAUUUAACAACUGAAUCAAUUUCAAUUUGGAGUCGUGCCUAUGCUUAUGCACAAUAUAAUAUGGAUCCAAAUAGAAAUUAUUGGCUAAUGGAAUGUCUUAUGGAUGAAUUGGCAUUUGUACAAUCUGAUCCAUCAUUGGUGCAAUGUGGAAAAAUUAGUAUUGUUCAGUCAGUAUUUCGACAAGUUUAUUGGCGUUAUUCAGAGGUGCUUCAUCGUUUAUUAAAUUUCGUUGAGGAUUGUCUUUUUAAUCAUCCAUUUCAAAUGUUACGCAUGUAUUUAGGACAAUUGCUAUCAACAAUAUUUACCAUUGAUUUACAAUUUGAAAUAAAUUCCAUUCAAACACGUCCAAAAACACAAAUACUCAUCGAUAAAUUAGUGCCAAAAUUACAAAUGCUCGCUGAAAAUGCAAAUUUAAUUGAUGAAAAAAAAUCACUCGUCAGUGGCGUUGCAAAUGUUUGUUUAAAUGAAAAUAACGAAGAGGACAAAGAACGUAAGGCGGCUAUUAAAAUAUUCAAAAUAAUUUGCGAUUGGAUGAGAAAUAAUGCACUACCAACAAAAUUGAAUAUGCAUCCGGGUUUUUAUGAAUUUUUUUUGACACUAUGCCAAUUGGAAAAUUGUGAUUCAGAUGAUGAAUUGGUAUCAUUAUGUUCAAGUACAUUAUCAUCAUUGGCAAGAAUUUCAAUAAAACAACGUGAUGUUUCAAAAAUGUUGCCACAAAUUUUAAAAGCAUCACGUAAUACAUCGUGGUGGGUAAAAGCGUCGACACUUGAUUUUUUGGAAGUUUUUGUCUUUCACAAUAUGAGUAUUUUACUCAGUCAAAAUGAAUGGAUUGAAAUAAUUAAAGAAACUGUAUUACGAUUACUUGAAGACGAGAGAGUUGAAGUUAGAGAAAAAUCAUCACAAGUUCUCGGUGGAUUACUUCAUUGCGCUUUUAUUCCCGAUAAAGAAACAUUAUUGGAAGAAUUUAAAGUGAAAGCGAGAACGAGAAUACGAAAGAGAACGAAUAAAAUUGCACAAGGCGCCGAUGAACGUGCAAAUACAGAGGAAAUAAAUGCGAUUGUUAAAAGGCACGCGGGAAUUUUAGGUCUAUGUGCUUUUAUACAAGCGCAUCCAUACGAUAUUCCAAGUUACGUACCAUCAAUUUUCGAACAUUUAGGAUCACAUCUUCACGAUCCUGAACCAAUUCCUGCCACAAUUAAAAAAACAAUGGGUAAUUUUAAACGCACGCACUAUGACGGUUGGAGUGAGCACGCUCAACAAUUCACCGAAAAACAAUUAGAGGUACUUCAAGAUUUAAUAGUUCCGCCUCCACAUUACACGUAAUUUAAAUAAAUAUUUUAAAAAAAAAAGUGUCUUUUCAGACAUAUGUGAUUCUAUUGAAUAUAAAAAAAAAGGAAAACUAAAAAAAAUUAUUUUUCUCAUUUUCUUCUUUUUUUUUUUUUUUUUUUUUUUUGAAUAUGUAAAAUAUAUAAUUCUAAUAAUUGACGUUUAUGAAUUUAUAAAUAUGUAAGAGGACUGUGCAAAUGUCUUUUUUUUUGUAAUGUAGUAAAAAAAAAUAUUUUCAACAAUGAUAAAAAAAUGUAUUCUAUUUUAUAAUUUUUUUUUCGUAUUAAUUACUUUUUAAAUGGUUUUAUUUUUUUUUUUUUAAAGAUCUAAGGUUCGUAAAUAUUUAUUUCGUUCGAUUUUGCUUUGGAAAAAAAUAUUUUUAUAACGCAAUAUAAAGAUUGUAAAUUUUUUUCUUUUCGUUAUUUAAUAAAGUACGUUUUCA